AGCAUGAAGCUAACGACAGUUAGCAUUGCCAAGCUAGGUUCCUGACAUUAGCAGUUUGUCAUAUCAGUUCUUAACGACAGUUUAUGUUGCCGCAUGUGUAGCGGUUGAUACUAUUUUAGCAAGAGCCUCCUCUUACUUAAAGGUUGUAUUAUUUCGCCGUCAAUAAUUAAUGUCUGAAUGCCCAGCAGUCAGUCAGUCUGUUAGCGUGUUAAGAAGCUAACAUAGCUAACUCAAGCUAACGUCCCUUUAGGAAUCCAGCAUGGACAUUUAACUUUCUUAUUGUCAAUUAUACAUCCUGUUCAGAAAGACUUGAGGCCUGUUGUGAGUAACGGGUCUGUGGAGCCUAUGCAGAUUGAUGCAGAUCCCCAGGAAGACCAGCAGAAUGCUCCCGACACAAACUACAUAGUGGAAAACCCAACACUGGACCUGGAGCAGUAUGCAACCAGCUACAGUGGAUUAAUGCGCAUAGAGAGGCUUCAGUUCAUUGCUGAGCAUUGCCCUCAGCUCCGAGUGGAAGCGCUGAAGAUGGCCCUCACCUUCGUCCAGAGGACCUUCAACGUUGACACUUAUGAAGAGAUCCACCGCAAACUUACCGAGGCCACACGGGAAGUACAAGGUGUGCCGGACACAGUGCCUGAAGGUGGGGUUGUUCCUCCUCCCCUGGACUCAGCAUGGGCUGAGUCCACCAGGAAAAAGGCUCUGCUCAAACUGGAGAAACUGGACACUGAUCUCAAGAACUACAAGGGAAACUCCAUCAAAGAGAGCAUCAGGAGGGGCCAUGAUGACCUGGGGGACCAUUACCUGGACUGUGGUGACCUCAGUAAUGCCCUCAAGUGCUACUCCCGAGCCAGAGACUACUGCACCAGUGCUAAGCAUGUCAUUAACAUGUGUCUGAAUGUCAUCAAGGUUAGUGUUUACCUCCAGAACUGGUCCCAUGUGCUGAGCUACGUCAACAAGGCAGAAUCCACACCAGAGAUAGCAGAGCAAAGAGGAGAGCGAGACAGCCAAAAUCAAGCAGUUCUUACCAAAUUAAAGUGUGCUGCAGGCCUUGCAGAGUUGGCUUCCCGAAAAUACAAACCAGCUGCUAAGUGCUUCCUGCAAGCGUCCUUUGACCACUGUGACUGUCCAGAGCUUCUGUCACCCAGUAAUGUAGCUGUAUAUGGAGGCUUGUGUGCUUUGGCCACAUUUGACAGACAGGAGCUCCAACGCAAUGUCAUCUCCAGCAGCUCCUUUAAGUUAUUUCUAGAGUUGGAACCUCAGAUCCGUGACAUCAUCUUCAAGUUCUACGAGUCCAAGUAUGCGUCCUGUCUCAAGCUAUUGGAUGAGAUGAAGGAUAACCUCCUGUUGGACAUGUACCUGGCCCCACACGUCAAGACCUUGUACAGCCAGAUCAGGAACAGAGCCCUCAUUCAGUAUUUCAGCCCCUACGUGUCAGCAGACAUGACUAAAAUGGCUCAGGCCUUCAACACCACAGUAGCAGCUCUGGAGGACGAGCUCACACAGCUCAUUCUGGAGGGGCUCAUCAAUGCACGGAUCGACUCCCACAGCAAGAUUCUCUAUGCGAGGGAUGUGGACCAGAGGAGCACAACGUUUGAGAAGUCGCUCCACAUGGGCAAAGAGUUCCAGAGACGGGCCAAAGCCAUGAUCCUCAGAGCUGCUGUGCUGCGCAACCAGAUCCAUGUCAAGUCUCCACCCAGAGAAGGCAGCCAGGGUGAACUGACACCAGCCAACAGCCAGACCAGGAUGAGCACCAACAUGUGAGGAGGAAGUCCUCUUCAUAGUCUGCACCCUGACUCCGCUGUCAGCCACAGACACACAUCAACACCAACCCAACCCCAACCAUCCCACCUACAAUGUAAAGACUCUGAUGUUCUCUGAUGAUCUCUGUCGUCCCUAAAGACGAUGUGGGGAGUAAAACCUUUUGUUAGUCUGAUGGUUUGAACAGGAUGAAAAUGUUUUUUUGAUGAUAGUGCAGCACUUAUGCUGUAAGUUACUGGUAGGAGAUGCACUUUGUUCUGCUUACACAUGAUGGAGGCCUCAUUAACAGAAACAACCUUUUAAAAUAAAAACACCUACCAAAACAUAAA
Molecule: messenger RNA, 2087 nt
Organism: Seriola aureovittata
Lineage: Eukaryota; Metazoa; Chordata; Actinopteri; Carangiformes; Carangidae
Gene: gps1
Product: G protein pathway suppressor 1
Exons: 14
Coding region: 346-1761 (471 amino acids)
Cellular component (GO): COP9 signalosome
Source: RefSeq, a predicted model, not a curated record